UCCUAAAGGGACCUCCGGGCUCUCCUGGGGACACUGGCGUCACUGUCACGUGCAUCCCUCCUCAUCGUUGUCCUCAGUGGCAUGGGAAGGGCAAUAACCAUAGUGGAGCUUCCUUAGCUCAGGACAUCACAGGAGACGAGGCACCCCCAGGGAGGAAGUGGGCACUUUCUCCCCACCAGCACCCAGCCCUCCAUCCCUGCCCGCAGCCCUGGCGCAAGGGAGGGCUUUGGCGUCCUUCCCAGGCAGCACUGCCCAGCCUCUGAAGUCUGGCUGGGAGAUAGGGAGAUGAAAGGGCGCUUGGCGCUCCUCCGCAGGCUUGGGUCAAUCGUUAAUCGGGGAGGGAUCGCUCUCCACUCCUGCAGGUAACCUCCCCCCGCCUCCCACCCACAAAAGCAGAGCCCCCCAGAGCUGCGGCACAGCCAGCGGGGCCAUGGGGAGCUGAGCACACACGGAGAGAGGAGCUGCGAGCCUGGGGAGGUGACAGCCAGCCCCCGUCAUGGUCUCCAUGGGACUUCAGCUGCUGGGCUACGCCGUGGCCUUCCUGGGCUAUAUCGGCACGCUGGUGGCCACGCUGCUGCCCAGCUGGAAGACCAGCUCCUACGUCGGCGCCAGCAUCGUGACAGCCGUGAGCUUCACCAAGGGGUUGUGGAUGGAGUGUGCCACGUACAGCACGGGCAUCACCCAGUGCGACAUCUACAGCUCGCUGCUCAACCUGCCCGCCGACAUCCAGGCGGCACAAGCCCUGAUGGUGAGCUCCUGCGCCGUGUCCUCCCUCGCCUGCGUCCUCACCAUCGUGGGCAUGAGGUGCACUGUCUUCAGCCAGGGCUCACCGGCCAAGGACCGGGUGGCAGUGGCGGGCGGCGCAGUCUUUGUGCUCGGGGGGCUGCUCUGCUUCAUCCCGCUGGUGUGGAACAUCCACGUGGUGCUGCGGGAUUUCCGCAACCCCGUCAUCCCCGACAGCAUGAAGUUCGAGCUCGGGGAGGCUCUUUACCUGGGCAUCAUCUCCUCCCUCCUCUCCCUCGUCGGCGGCUUCAUCCUCUGCACCUCCUGCCCUGCACGGGACACCACGGCCACAUAUGCAAACACCUACCAGCCCCGGCUGCUGGCAGGCAAGAGCUGCCGGCCCUCCGCCAGCUACACACAGAAGACCAAGAGCGAGCUCAGCUCCUACAACCUGACGGGAUACGUGUAAUAAGGGCUGCAGCGGGGAACAGGGCUGGCACCUCUCCUGGCUCUCCAAAGCAUCUGGGCUGGCACCAAAGCAGCGUGGUAAGAGAGGACACAGCAGCAUCCCCAGUGAUUGCGGGGUUUGACUCUGGGGAUCUGGAGAGCCUUGUGACUGCUCAGAGCUCCCAGCUAGAGGCUUACAUUGGUGAAGGACCCUCAAUCCAGCUUCUGUUCCCCUCUCCAUGCUGCCAGCCUGCAGGCAG
Pezoporus occidentalis (night parrot) is the source of this 1430-nucleotide messenger RNA. It is a transcript of the gene CLDN2, whose product is annotated as claudin 2. The record is from RefSeq and is a predicted model, not a curated record. The transcript has a single exon. Lineage: Eukaryota; Metazoa; Chordata; Aves; Psittaciformes; Psittacidae. Gene Ontology annotation, biological process: calcium-independent cell-cell adhesion; bicellular tight junction assembly. Gene Ontology annotation, molecular function: structural molecule activity. Gene Ontology annotation, cellular component: bicellular tight junction; plasma membrane. Bases 497 to 1192 code for a protein of 231 amino acids.